Messenger RNA from Suillus plorans, 465 nucleotides. RefSeq lists its product as uncharacterized. The transcript has a single exon. The coding region runs from base 1 to 465 and encodes 154 amino acids. NCBI's taxonomy places the organism in Eukaryota, Fungi, Basidiomycota, Agaricomycetes, Boletales, Suillaceae. The record is from RefSeq and is a predicted model, not a curated record.
AUGCACCAAUGCACGAAGUUCGCAAGGUAUUUGAUCAUUCUGUUAUUCUCUCGUCGUACUAACAUAAUCCUGUACAUACAGGCUCUCGAAACCGCUCAACAAGCGUACAAUACGCUACGAGUAGAGUUUCGAGCUCUUAAGAAAGACUACCUCACACUUUCAGCUACCGUUCCCGCCCGCAGCUGUAAUCGCACCCUCAAGAAGACAUCUGUGCUCGAUACCAAGAUCACCACCCAAGGGAAGACAUUUGCACUAUUCUACCAUUUCUGGGUUAUCCCCGGUGUGUUCCCAACAACUCCUCAGCCCGAUGUCGACCCACGUAGUCCUACGCGUUGGAGUUCACCUGAGGCCAAGCUCAAUGGCGCUAUGGCAGAGUUGUAUCGGUGUGUACCCAAGGAUCUCCACAAGUCUAUGGAGAAAUAUACACCGUUUGAUUCUCUGGUACGUACUUUCAUGUUUUAUUGA